UUCAUUCGUCAUUGCUUUAGAGCACGUAUAGAGAAAUUGGGAGAGCUAGAUUGGGAACCGGCUUUUGCCGGGCCAACUCCAAUAGAAUAGCUGCCGAGGGGUAGAUGGAUGACUAUAUCAAGCGCCUAGGUGCUCGUUGGUUGCUCGUUGCUCGUUGCCGGCGGUCACGGCGUUAAUAUUCCUGUUCUUCAACUUCAGUUCUUGUCGAGCGCUCAAUGAAUACGGUUAAGUUGGUUGUGAGGCACACUCUCGCGCGUUUGUGACGCAUAGUUUAAUUGGGAAUGAGAAGUAGUGCUUUGCAUCAGUUGAAGAAGGAUACAAAUGUAAAAAAAUAAUUCAAGCUUUCCGCAAUGUUCAUUCUAUUUUAUAUGUGUAGAGAAAAAUAAUAAUAAAUAUUUAUAUAAGUACAUAGUUGCAUACAUACAUAUAUAGAUAAAUACUUUCCGAUAAAAUCGGUGAGUUUAUGGAUACAACGAAAAUCCAUUGAAAGGGGCUUUAACUAUAACCAAAGGUAAUUGAACUGUCUCGCGUCUAUUUGUCGCAGUUAAAGAUUUGGUCUCGCUGAUAGACAUUAACACGCCGCGUAUAUUUGCACAUACAUACUUAUAUAUGUAUCUACAUUGUCGCUAUACUUUUAUUAGGCGAAUAAGCUUACAAACUUAUAUUCCGAUAGCGUAACAAAAUCCACAUCCCGCUAGUUGCAUUUGUACAACGCAUACCAACACACACAUAUUGGCUUUGGUAAUACUGGCGUAUCGAUAUCAGAGAAUAAUUCAACCAUUGUUUCGACGAGUAUUUUUUUUUACGUCGGUUGGCUGAUGGUUGACGGUAUGAUCCCAUACAAACGAUAGUGUGGCAUCAAUCGAGCCGCACGCCGCCUUUUAUCACACUCGGGCCACAAACACAUGCACAUUUAUCGUAUCCAUAACCGGGACUGUUUGCCGUCAACAGCUAGCUUCGGCUAGCCCUACCAUUUGUCAUUGUGCGCGUCGAUAUCAAAGAUAAAUAACACAACAAGAAUCAUAAAAAGAUUACGAAAAAAUAUGUGUGCAAUAGCAACAACAACAACAACAAUAAAGCCAUAACUUUGUAAAAUACACAAAUAUUGAAUGCAAUUCAUGACUUCCUCUACGUCUCACAUAUGUAUGUACACGUGCAUACACAAAAAAAACUAAAACAAACGCGUCUCUUUGAAAACUACAACGCCGAAAAUAAACAACUUUAAGCAACAGCAGCAGCGUUAUGCAACUUGCGGCUUUUAACUCAUAGUCUGUCGUGUUCCAGCCACUAGCCACAUCUAUCAAAAAAGUGCAAAAUUACUAAAGUGCAUUUGGCCAUUUAUUUAAUUACCUGUGCAUACAUAUGUACACUCAACAUAAGGCAUAACAAAUAUUUUUACUCGGCAAACAACAAAUAUUUAUUUAUUCUGUGCAAAGUGAAGUGAAUGAUUUCCAAGUUGGGUAUGUGUGGUCUUGUUUUACUCAGCACUUGGCUCUGACCCAUCAUAUGGGAGUCCAAACCAGUACAUAGGUUCACAUACUUACUGGUAUGGUUUUCUCGCCCACGCAUCGUUCUUAGAACCGUUUGUGAAAAGUAAACAUUUCUGUGAAAAACCAUUAAAACAUAAAAAAUCGGUCAUCACGUCCAUAGUUCUCCGUUUGAUAUUUUUUUUUGUACAUAAUAAAUAUUAAUCAUACACCGAUAUGGAUUGUCGACGCAACGGAAACUGGUUGUUGGCCGCAGUGCUCUGUGCACUCCAAGUGAUAGCUUCAGUCAAAUCGGAAUCAUCUCGCUUCAUCACCACACCACAGAGCCAAACUAUCGUCGAGGGUGAACCAGUUCUGUUCACAUGCCGUGCGACCUCUACCGAUGGACUGAACUAUACUUGGCUGCAUAAUAAUGUUCCAGUACAAAAUACGACACGCGUCCAACAUUUGGGUACGGAACUACGUAUAGCGGCUGUGCAACGCGAGACUGAUGUGGGUGAUUAUGUUUGUAUAGCGACGACCGCAACAAGCGGGGCACGUCAGGCAUCUCCUCCGGCCCGACUUAAUAUAAUUUGGAUUCAAACGGCCGCCGUACAACUGCUAAGCGGCAAUCACAAUGAAGUCACACUCAAGUGUCAUGUGGAGGGCUCUUCAGGCGACGGGAUGCUCGAAAUUGAAUGGUUUCGCAACAGCGAAAAGUUAAGCACUCUCAAAAAUAUUGAACUGCAACAAAAUCGACUAAUUAUACGCCAACCCAGAGCUGCAGACAGCGGACUCUACCGCUGCAUCGCCUCCAAUGCAGCAGGCCGAGUGAUGAGUAAGAAAGGAUAUGUGCUGCAAUGGACGGAUAAAGAGGCGAAAGGUUUGCCUGAACGAGAUAACAUCGGCGGUGGUGGUGCUGGCGGCGGCAAAAGUGGUGGCUGCGUACCACGCCUCAAGAAGAAUCAAAAAUUGCCCAUAGAAGCAAUGAGUCAAAUAUUUCUAUGCCGUGGCAAGCGUGGUGGCCAACCGGCCGAAGAUAAAUUACCACCCAUUACAGAUGUUGCCAUCACAAAGGGCCCAACCAACGGAAAAAUUAAAGAAUUUGAACCCAUUGAAUUGCAGUGCGUACACACAGUGCCUGACAAGUAUCGGCAAGUGCAAUUACGUUGGCGCAAAGAUGGUAAGCUAUUUCGAACAGUAGAUCGUGGCACAGCGACGACAGCCGACUCAACGUCUACACCCACCGAGGCGAGCAAGGAAUUGACAUUACGCGAAGAUUCACGCAUAGUGCUUAGUCGGUCCAAUGGCUCAUUGCUUUUUAGUAGCGUUUUCGCCAACGAUGCCGGACAAUAUGUUUGUCAAAUCUAUGUAGAGGGUCAUCGGCCGAUUACUUCGCAGCCAGCUGACUUACAAGUCAUUGAACAGUUAAAGUUCGUGCCACAACCAACGUCAAAGAACCUGGAGUUGGGUAGCGUGGGGAAGGUGCAUUGUAAGGCGCAGGGAACACCGUCGCCGCAUGUCAAAUGGAUACGGGAAACCGAUCAACAAUUACCCGAGGCAGUCGACGACGUCAAUGGCACGUUAAUAUUCAAGAACGUCAGCGCCGAGCAUCGCGGCAAUUAUACCUGCAUGGCGAGCAAUUCACAAGGACUCAUCAAUGCCACCGUCAUGGUGAAUGUUGUGGUAGCGCCACGUUUCUCCGUCGCGCCCGAAGGACCCAUAGAAACCGGUGAAAUGGGGGUGGCUGUAAUGCAUUGCCAGGCGAUUGGCGAUCCCAAGCCUACAAUAAAAUGGGAUAAAGACUUAAAAUAUUUAAGUGAGAAUAAUACUGACAAGACACGCUUUCGUUUCCUUGAGAAUGGCACGCUCGAAAUACGUGACGUGCAACCGGACGAUGAGGGUCGUUAUGGUUGUACGAUAGGCAACAGUGCUGGCUUGAAGCGCGAAGAGGUGCGAUUCGUUGUGAAAGCCGCCGAUGGCGCUGCUGGCGAAGACUCUGGCGGAGAUGGCUUCCUCAUCACUCGUGCUGUACUCAUCACCAUGACCGUCGCUUUUGCUUAUAUUAUUCUGGUUGUCGGUCUAAUGAUUUGGUGUCGGUUCCGUCGCCAAGCGCGCAAGGCACGCUUGAACGAAGCCAAUAAGGAUAAUCCCGAGUCUGGUGAAAUGGGUAAAUUGCCCGAAAAUGAGCCUUGCCUACCAGAUCACGGCUCCUCGGGAAAAAUACGCAAAGUAAAUGGCAACAAUAAUCCACGUGGCAGUGGCAAUGAAGCAGCGAAAUCUGAUGACACUGCAUGCAGCAAUCACUCCAAGGGCUCGAAACGUUCGCACGCUUUAGAUCAGCUCUCCCUACCCCGCGCUGGUAUUAGUGAGUUAAUACAAAUCGGACGCGGUGAGUUUGGAGAUGUGUUUGUAGGUAAAGUGAAGGCGUCUGUCAUACGUCAAGUGGAUGAGAAAGAUUGCGAAUCGGAGCGACAUAAUAACGGUGAAAAUAAUAGUGGCAUAACUUCAAUCGAAAAGCGACGCUCAAAAACGUCCAUGGACGACAUUGAAGAGAUACGUGAAGAGCAAGAGACAGGCAGUGCCGAUGGUGACACAACUUCGACGACAACAGAUGAAUAUAAAUUGGUGUUAGUGAAGGCGCUAAAUAAAUUUAAGGAUGAAAAUAUUUGUCAAGAGUUCAAACGGCAAAUCGAUAUGUUUCGUGCUAUUUCACAUAAAGGUGUAGUGCGCCUGUUUGGUUUAUGCCGUGAGAAAGAUCCGCAUUACAUGGUGCUCGAAUACACAGAUUGGGGUGAUCUCAAGCAAUUCCUUCUAGCAACUGCUGGUAAAGUGAAUACCUCAAAUAACUCCGCUCAGUCGCCGCCACCACUGCAGACGGGUCAAAUCUUGGCCGUAGCUUACCAAAUUGCGCGCGGCAUGGACGCCAUUUACCGAGCACGAUUUAUACACAAGGACUUAGCCACGCGGAACUGUGUCAUCUCCAGUGAUUUUAUUGUCAAAGUCUCAUAUCCCGCUAUAUCGAAGGACAAAUACUGUCGAGAAUACCACAAGCAUCGCAACACUCUUUUGCCUGUCCGUUGGUUAGCGCCGGAAUGUAUACAAGAAGAUGAUUACACAACAAAGAGUGAUAUAUUCGCAUUUGGUGUUGUUGUUUGGGAAUUAUUCAGCCAGGCCACGAAAAUGCCAUUUGAAGAGCUGAGCAAUGAAGAAGUCAUACAACGCAGCCAAUCGGGCAAAUUGGAUUGGGCAUGCGCACCAGGGACACCGGAUGGUCUGAAGGAGAUUUUGCUCUCUUGCUGGAACUCAAAUCCAAAAGAGCGACCCUCAUUUAGUCAACUCUGCUCAGCUCUGAGUAAAGCAAUGCAAAACGGUGAUAAAUAAAUAUGAUCUUUUUACGUUAAAUUAAUUAAAAUUUUUCUUAUAAAAUUAUUUCACUUAUGUACAUACAUACAUAUAAGUAAUUAAGUACUAAUAAUGAGCUGCAUAGCUGCAUAGCUUUCUUUGAGGAGCGCUAGUGGUGGUAAGUGGUAAGUGGUAAGUUUAAAUCAUUUUAGAAAUAAUUAUCUCUUUUAACCCAUUAACUAAUUUGCGUUCGCAAUACAUAUAAUAUAAAUUUGUAUUAUCAAUUGUGUUAAAUUAUUGAAAGAAAAUAUAAAAAUGUGUUAAACACAUUAAGUUAAAAGUAGAAUGGAAAGUGUAGUGCAGCCUAAAGUUUCGUAGAAAUUAAACGUAAAAUAUUUAAAAACAUUUAAGUGUAUUUAAAAAAUAUAUUUAUGUAUGGUUUCGUUUUGUAAAACCAUGUGGAAAAGUAAAUAACAACUGAAAAAAAUAUAUACAAUACAUAUGUAUGUAAUAUACGUAAGUAUAUGUAUGUAUAUUCAAGCGGAACAGCAGCCAUUUGUUACAUACAUAUAUCGUUUUAUACGAAACUGCUUAUUAGAAUUAACUCUGCUUUUAAACUUCCAAUCAAGUUUUCAUUUUACGUGAAACACAAAUUUAUACAUGCACACUUGUGAUUGUGUAUGCAUGUACAAUACAUACAUAUAUUUAUGGUGUUACGAGUGACAUCUGCAUUCAUAAUACUUUCAUUAGGAAUAUGAAUAUAUGUACAUAUAUAUUUAUUUAAGUCUACACAUCAAUGAAACAGUGAAAAAAUCAUCAACGAAUUAUUUUAAGUUAUUCAUAUGUAUAAUUAACAUAGUUUACAAUAAAUUAUAAGAGACUUCUAAAACUGUUAAGUUACUAGCCAUUUUUAAGCGGACGUAAUGAAAAUUGAACUGUACAUAUAUAGUAUAUGCCAUAAAUAUAAUUACAUAUGCAUUGAUGAAUGUGUAAAUGUAUGAGGGCAAACUUUACCAGUGAAGCAUUUAUAGGUUAAAAACAACAUUAAUUUAGUCAUUUACAAUUAGCACCAAGGAUUUUCAUGAAAACGUACACAUUUCUAUUGGACAAACAAAAAACGAAUAAAAUAAAAUAUGUUAUCAAAAUAUUUUAAGGAAUAUAUACUUUC
Ceratitis capitata (Mediterranean fruit fly) is the source of this 5979-nucleotide messenger RNA. RefSeq names its product tyrosine-protein kinase-like otk (gene otk). The transcript has 9 exons. NCBI's taxonomy places the organism in Eukaryota, Metazoa, Arthropoda, Insecta, Diptera, Tephritidae. Gene Ontology annotation, biological process: homophilic cell-cell adhesion; protein phosphorylation; axon guidance. The record is from RefSeq and is a predicted model, not a curated record. The coding region runs from base 1704 to 4850 and encodes 1048 amino acids. Gene Ontology annotation, cellular component: axon; plasma membrane. Gene Ontology annotation, molecular function: protein kinase activity; cell-cell adhesion mediator activity; ATP binding.